AUGCCUGGGUGGGAUCCCAUACCCAUCCCUCAUAGCCACCAUUUGCUCUACGCGGGUGUGGCUCUGUUCUGCGGCUGUGGACAUGAGGCACUGUCUGGCACCGUCACCAUCCUCCAGAACUACUUUGAGGUGGUGCGGAGCCCUGUGGACGCACUGGACAUCUUCACCAUAAUUGACAUUAUCAAGUAUGUGAUCUACGGCAUUGCUUCGGCUUUCUUCGUCUAUGGGAUCCUGCUGAUGGUGGAGGGCUUUUUCACCAGUGGAGCCAUUAAAGACCUGUAUGGAGACUUCAAGAUCACCACCUGUGGACGUUGUGUCAGCGCUUGGUUCAUCAUGCUGACAUACAUCUUCAUGCUGGCUUGGCUUGGAGUCACAGCUUUCACCUCUCUCCCAGUCUUUAUAUAUUUCAACAUCUGGAAUAUUUGCCAAAACGCUACUGUGCUGGAGGGGACCACACUCUGCUUGGACCCACGCCAGUAUGGUAUUGUGCCAAUUGCUGAGGCAAAAACUGUGUGUGCUGGAUCAGAGAAGUUCUACAGGAUGUGUGACUCCAAUGAGCUGGACAUGACAUUCCACCUGUUCAUCUGUGCCCUCGCUGGAGCAGGAGCUGCUGUUAUUGCUAUGAUCCAUUACUUGAUGGUGCUGUCGGCCAACUGGGCCUAUGUGAAGGACGCCUGCCGGAUGCAGAAAUAUGAGGACAUCAAGUCGAAGGAGGAGCAGGAGCUUCACGACAUCCACUCCACUCGCUCCAAGGAGCGUCUCAAUGCCUACACAUAA
Scomber japonicus (chub mackerel) is the source of this 777-nucleotide messenger RNA. RefSeq names its product glycoprotein M6Aa (gene gpm6aa). Gene Ontology annotation, cellular component: filopodium; neuronal cell body; axonal growth cone. Gene Ontology annotation, biological process: neuron projection development. NCBI's taxonomy places the organism in Eukaryota, Metazoa, Chordata, Actinopteri, Scombriformes, Scombridae. The record is from RefSeq and is a predicted model, not a curated record.